UAUUGUAUGGUAACAUAAAAAAUCCCAGUUAAGUGAUCAAGAGCCGCGCGCCUAUUGCAAAAUGAUUUUGGGAAAAAUGCGCUUUGCGAUGUGACACAUGUGGCACCGCGCGUCGCAUGCAAGGCGUCGUACUAUUGAAAUUCCAAUGUAAAGCUUUAUCACACGUCGCGCACGAGUGAACGCCGAUAGUGUGGUGUAAAUUACUUGGCGUCAAACUAAUGUCAGCAGCGCUGCUGACACAUAUGUUGAUUGCAUGAUAGCGCUGACAACUAGCAAUUACAAAGAAUUGUAUUAAUUAAAUUUGCAUGCGAUGCGCUGCAACAAGCGCACACGCAGGCUGCAGGCUGAAGCGCUAACCAAAUCAAUUGAGUGCAUUGAUAUGCAAUAUUGGCAGAUGUAUAUGCCUUGCGUUCUCUUUCAAAUUCAGUCAGUCUUUCCUUUACUUUACGCCCGCUACUUACAUUUACGGCGCGUCAUGAUAAUUUGCCUUUUAACACGCGUUAGCAUAGUCGCGCUCGGCGCUUUAGUGUUGCUCAAGCAUUAUUGUCAUUGUCUGCAAACUGCAGUGGACGUGCAGAGUUUUAGCAUCGCAAAUUGCCGUACGAUUCAGCAGGAGAACGCGUGCAAUUGCAGCUAUGAUGCUUUCUACGAGUCCGCGUUAAUAGGUUGCCGGAGUGCGGAUGAGCGCACUGAAUUAGAAAUAUCUAUUUAUCUAAAGAGUGAUGUGGAUGUAACUUGCAGGCAUGUAGGCGCCGCAUCUGCUGUGAGAGAUGCAAUUCCUGAUGAAUUAGUAGCGCGUUUACCACGCUUGGGCAGCAUACGCCAAGCAGCUUUCUUGAGCAUACAUGAGUGCAUGCCAUUCACGCCGCUGCUAACGCGAUUGGCGUUAACGCGCGGUAAAAUACUACACGUGCAUGGACUCGGUAGGUACACACAUUUGACGGCGCAAAAUUUCGGACACAACACAAGCUAUUUAUAUAGCAUUGUCGAAUUGGAGCUAUUGGCACAACCGCGCGUACCGCAAGCAACGCAGCGCUUAGCUGCUGAUCUCUUUACUGUCUUUCCAAAUUUGCAUACGCUCAAAAUCGAGUUAAACAUCACACAAUUGGACAUCGCUGUUUUCAUACCGCUUGCUGCUACGCUGAAUGAUUUUACGUUGAAUGCGCGUUUGCGUGCGUUUCCCACCGUCGCUUUGUCGCCGCUACGCCAGCUGCGUGUGUUGUACUUGAUGCGCCAACAGUUUGCUGAUCGUUUGUGUGCAGAUGACUUAGCGGCGUUCAGCUUGCUGGAAGAACUGUCGUUUCACAGCUGUGAAAUUAGCAGACUACCAGCGCGCAUGCUUGCGCCAUUGCCAGCGCUUAAGAAACUGCAAUUGGCCAAAAAUGAAUUACGCGUACUGCCAGCUGCAUUGCUUGUCGUAAACGCGCACCUAGAUUACUUAGAUUUGAGCGAUAAUCUAUUGGAGUCACUGCCGCGCACACUUUUUCACCCUGCCACAAAUCUAACGAGAUUGGUUUUAAAGAAUAAUCGCUUUGCUCAGUUGAGCGCGCAAAUGUUGCCGCCAUUAAGCGCGCUCAAAUGGUUAAGGCUGGAAAAUAAUCUCAUACAUACAAUCGUUGCGAACACUUUUGCCAAUGCCAAACACUUGCAGCUACUAAUGCUCAACAGCAAUCGUUUGAAUUGGACUAGCGAGACUGAGGCGUGUGACGUGUUCGCCGGCAUGUCCAGCUUACAAAUACUCAAUUUACAAAAUAAUACGCUGCAGCGCAUAUGCGAUCAGCUGGCAGCGCCGAAUCAUAGUACAAGCAAGCUGUAUGAGCUCGAUUUACGUUACAAUAAGUUCACACAUUUGAGCGCGCAACUGUUGCACACAUUAAAUAGCAGCAAGUCGUUUCGGGAAUUGUAUCUCUCGCAUAAUCCCUGGACAUGUGAUUGUGGCGCGCAAGCAUUGCAUACUUUCGUCAAGCAACAGCGUCAGCGUCAGCGUUUACGUGACAUAUUGGAGCUGCGUUGUGCCGAUGCACAGCUGGCGCCACUAGUUGAGCUAUCCUAUCAUGAUUUCUGUCUGCCAGAUUUGGGUGUCAAUGCCAGAUUUGUGUUGGGCUUCAUUAGUCUGUCGGCGCUCAGUCUAACGCUUAUCAUAACGGCGCUCUGCUAUUACAAAUACAAAUUACAGCUACAAGUGUGGCUGUAUGCGCGUCAGCUGUGCCUGUGCUGUAUCAGUGAAGCGGAAUUGGAUCGUGAACGCAAGUAUGAUGCGUUCAUCUCGUACGCGCAUCAGGAUGAGCAUUUUGUCGAACACGAACUGCUGCCGGGCCUAGAGCAGGGCACACCGCCGUUCCAGGUGUGCAUACAUGCGCGCGAUUGGUUGGCGGGCGGCUUCAUAACCGAGCAAAUUAUCGACUCUGUGGAGCAGUCACGUCGCACGCUCAUUGUUUUAUCGGAGAGUUUCAUAGCAUCGCAUUGGGCGCGCAUGGAAUUUCGCAUGGCGCAUCAAUGUGCGCUCAAUGAGGGGCGUUCGCGCAUCAUACUAGUGAUCUAUGGUGAUUUAGUGAAUUUCGACUUGUUGGAUCAGGAGUUGCGCGCGUACUUGAAGAUGAAUACCUACUUGAAAUGGGGUGAGCCGUGGUUUUGGGAGAAGUUACGUUAUGCUAUGCCGCAUCCGGCUGGUGCAAGAUCGGCGCGUGUACGGCAGCGUUCGGACGAGAUUCCUUUACAAGAAUUUAGUUAAACAAUGCGCGCGCUUUGUUUGAAGUAUUGUUUACCCCCUUGUAUGUAGAUAGUGUUGAUAUUUAUAAAAAAUCGAGUUGUUUUACAAUAUAAUAAGAAUUUUGUAGUUUGAAUGCAAAAUAAAUUAUUUAAAUAUGAAAUAAUACAAAACCGCUUUUAAAUUCUAUAAAUUGUAAAACAAUUUUUUUGAA
This is a messenger RNA of Zeugodacus cucurbitae (melon fly), 2921 nucleotides long. RefSeq names its product toll-like receptor 4. Gene Ontology annotation, cellular component: membrane. Lineage: Eukaryota; Metazoa; Arthropoda; Insecta; Diptera; Tephritidae. The transcript has a single exon. Gene Ontology annotation, molecular function: transmembrane signaling receptor activity; protein binding. Gene Ontology annotation, biological process: innate immune response; toll-like receptor signaling pathway. Bases 311 to 2731 code for a protein of 806 amino acids. The record is from RefSeq and is a predicted model, not a curated record.